AUUGCUCCAUCACGUUUUGAAGUUAUUUUGAAUUUUAAGAUGAGGUCAGCAAUUUUUCAUUUUAAAAUUCAAAAUACCUUUAAAAUCUGAUGCUAUUUAAACAGCAGCAUUGUUUUUUGUGCAAAUUUUUCUCUCUCACAAGAUCAAAUAUUCUUAAUAAGAGUAAACUGUGACAGUAUAUUUGAGUAGAUUCACAUUACAAUCGUCUAUACAUUAAAUACAUGUUUUACUUACAAACAUAACAUGAUGGCAUAUUGAUAAUAGAAACUGAAUCAAAUCUGUUGAAGGUAGAUUUUGCUUGAUUUCGUCUAAAUUACGUUAAAUUAUUGUAGAUCUGCUCGAUUCCUAUCGACUUGCUGUCAUAUUUUGUUGAUAAAUUUUGUUAUAUAUUGCUGUCAGUUUUUUCUGCCGAUAUUAUUAUAUAUAACAAAUCAUUUUACAUAUAGCUUUUCUAUCUUUAAAAUUUGCAGCUAUUUUAAAAAAUAUUUUUUUGACGGACUUUGUUGUAUAUGGAUUAUUUUUGAAUAUAAUUCCGAGACAAUUAAAAAAUUGCUGCAAUAAAAAUUAUAAUAGCAAUAUAAAAAUUAAUUGAUUUGAAAGUUUAAGUUUUUAUUGGCAAUUAUUGUGACUUUAUUAAUCAUUUCUUAACAAUGGUUCAAUUAAAUUUGAAUAUUAUUAUUGAGGCUUACGGGUGAAAAAAAUUUUUAAUACACUUUGAUUGCAGCGUUAUUCUAAUUGAUGAGAUAUGCCUGAUCAAUGAUAAUUUCAUUUGUAAAACGCACUAGCAAUCUCAAACGUCAGUCUAUGUUUGUAAUUCGUCCGAAAAAGAUGCAGAAAACUCGAUUCCUGUGGGGCUCGUCUUCUUUGACAUUGAUAGUUUUAUUAGGAAACUGGCUUGCCACCGAUGUUAACGUACAUAUGAUGCAGUUUUCCAAUUCUUGGAAAAAACCAUCGCCAAAACUGACAAGGAAAAUUGCUUCCGAAAAUGUCAUCAGUUAUAGACUUGAUACAUGGUCUCAAUACGAUAAUCCCGAAGAAGGUGAACAACGAGAAGGAGAUAUACAUAAAUUGUCGCAAUCGAGAAAAGCUGUUACGAAGGAUAAAACUUUAUUAUGGCCCAACGGUGUCAUCAAUUACUACGUUCAUUCCUCCAUUGUCAACGAACCGAUGAAAUUCGCUAUGUUGGAGAGUGCAUUGCACAUUAUAAUGUCGAAGGCUUGUAUUAAAUUCAUACGCAUUCAACAUAAAGAACUUCCGGCGAACAAUUGGAUCAACAUUACAGGUCAUCUGCAGGGUUGUUUCUCCGACUUAGGACGUAAUGCGUAUGGACCUACAACUUUGAAUUUAGACGUGAACACAUGCUUCCGCACAAUUGGACAUCCGAUACACGAGACUUUAGGUUUAUAUCACGAACACAUGAGACCAGAUCGCGACGAAUACAUUACUAUAAUAUGGGGAAAUAUAAAAAAGGGAAAUGCAUUUAAUUUUUAUAGCCUGAAUAAAAAUAUUAUAACCGAUUAUGGAUUACCGUACGAUUACGAUAGCAUAAUGCACUAUUCGAUGACUGCAUUCUCUAUAAAUAAAGCGGUUCUAACAAUAAUACCUAUGGCUUCUACUGUGGAAAUUGGCCAAAGAGAUCACAUGUCGUAUUAUGAUAUACAGAAAUUGUUAAUUACUUACAAUUGCAAUUCCACCAAUACUAAAAAUUGGGACAAUAAAAAGAAAAUUUCUGGUCGUCGAAUAUUGCGACAACAUAAUAAACCUAUAUCUAAAAUAGAAGUGAAAUCAAAAUCAGCACACAAAUCAGCAGGAAUGUUUACCGUACAUAAUAUGAAAUUAGAUCAAUUAGAAGAAAAUAAGUAUGCUAAAUCAAAGAGAUCAAUAGAUAAAAAUGAUCAAAAAACUUUUCCUAGAUCUGUAAAACUUUCUCAGCUCGAUAAUUAUCCUAUACCUUUGAAUCCAAUCUAUCUAUAUACAGAUUUUCAUUUAUAUUUUCAUAAGAAAUAAAAAAUAU
Messenger RNA from Cataglyphis hispanica, 2014 nucleotides. Its product is annotated as zinc metalloproteinase nas-14-like. Gene Ontology annotation, molecular function: zinc ion binding; metalloendopeptidase activity. NCBI's taxonomy places the organism in Eukaryota, Metazoa, Arthropoda, Insecta, Hymenoptera, Formicidae. Gene Ontology annotation, biological process: proteolysis. The record is from RefSeq and is a predicted model, not a curated record.